Fragaria vesca subsp. vesca is the source of this 504-nucleotide messenger RNA. Its product is annotated as pentatricopeptide repeat-containing protein At5g65560-like. The transcript has a single exon. The record is from RefSeq and is a predicted model, not a curated record. Gene Ontology annotation, molecular function: protein binding. Lineage: Eukaryota; Viridiplantae; Streptophyta; Magnoliopsida; Rosales; Rosaceae. The coding region runs from base 1 to 504 and encodes 167 amino acids.
AUGUACACUGUUUUGGUAAAUGAUGGAAAUAAAGACGAGGCCACAGAGUUCUAUAAUGAAGUUAAGGAGAUGCGUGUAGAACCCAUGGUCGUAAUCCACACCUCCGUUAUUAAAGCCUACCUCAAGUUUGACAAGACCAAGGGUGCUCUAGAGGCAUACCUUGCCAUGUUAGCUGCUGGGGUUACCCCGAACUCCUACACUUACACCGUUUUAAUCAAGGGACUUGCUGCUGAUCCCGAUUUCUUUGGAGAUGCCAAGAAGUAUUUGCUCGAGAUGAUGGACAAGGGGAAGCGGCCCAAUGUUGCUACCUUCACUGUGGUGAUGGAGGGCUUUGCAAAACAGGAGGACAAGGCAGCUGAGGAGGAGGGAAAAACUUUUGUGCAGGUAAUGAUGGAUAAGGGGUUUUUGCCUAAUGCAAAGGCUAUGAUGAACGUAUUAAAGGGUAGACCAACACCUGUAAUUAGAAGCAUCAUGAGUAUUGUCAUUUUCACCUUGAAGCAGUGA